This is a messenger RNA of Saccostrea cuccullata (small rock oyster), 2615 nucleotides long. RefSeq lists its product as uncharacterized. NCBI's taxonomy places the organism in Eukaryota, Metazoa, Mollusca, Bivalvia, Ostreida, Ostreidae. The transcript has 3 exons. Bases 1254 to 2615 code for a protein of 453 amino acids. The record is from RefSeq and is a predicted model, not a curated record.
UACUCUUAUUACUUGAUUCAUUGGUUCUUUACAUUGUUUUUCUCACAAUUCUAUCCUAAUGUUCAUCUUACCAAAAAUCUAAAUCAUAUGUAUUAGUUUUCAAUUGAUAUUAAUUUAUCAGUAUUAAUCAUAUACGAGGGAAAUGAUACCUUCAAUCAUUUCUAUUCUACCAGGAACCUUGAAUAGUAUCCACUACUUUUAAUUCCCUUGCAACGGAGUUAGGGGUAUAGUUCUGCAAUUGUGUCUAUGCAUGGAUGAAUGAUUUCACGCAGUACGAAAAACGUCAGCACAUUUAUAUGUGCUUCAAUUUUUAGAAUCUUAAAUUAUUUGCACAUAUAUUGAUUUAUCUCGAGUACAAAAGAAACUAUAAACAAAAGGGAUGAAAAUAAUAAACAUUCUAUAAUUAAGAAUUUUGUAUUAUGGGUCAUUUCUGGCCUGCACAAAAUUAUUAAAUUCUUUAAGCAUCUGAGGUCUUGAAUAUUUUCUGCUCUAUAUUGUUACGUAUUUUCAGUUUUUCACAUUUGUUUCCAUUGCAUGUCCAAUAUAUCUCUCCAUAAAGAAAGAAAUGUUCCUCAAACAACGAAAAUUGGACCCACCCCCAUCCCAAAAAAAGGAAAUAUUAAAGAUUUUUCAAGUCAUUCUUCAUAUUAUUUGAAAAUAAAGCUUUGUAUGAAUUUUUCUCAUUAUAUUUCCUUCUUAAUGAGCUUAAUUUUUUCUCAUUGUGCUGUGGAGCAGAUUGAUGGCUUUCGGAAAUUGAAAAUGGUUACCUCUUCUAAGGCAAUACAUAUAAAUUAGAUCGGGUUAUUUAAGGUAAAUGGAUAUCCAACGGACUUUUUCGUAAAUCAUGUUAAUGGAAAUCUAUUAUUAGGUAUGAAAAACCCCGAAGUUAUAUUUAAAUCAACAAAGGUUUUUUUAAAGGCAAUCCUACGUAGACAUGGUUCACAUAAUGUGCAUUAUGCUUCCUCCUGUGUCAAAUUUCAGAGCUUAACAAUACUACUUACAUCACGCAAACGAUUAAGUAUUUUAAAAAUCUCCUAUUCUAUUCAUUGAAAUGCAAUCUAUUCAUUAGUUUGUCCUUUAAACAUUGGGUACUUUCUGAAAUUAGCUUCCUGCUUUUUAAUCUGUACUUUCCCUUCAAUUUCUUUGUAACUAAAAUCAUCCCAUAUAAACAUUUGUUAAUCAGAUAAAAUUUUGUAAAAUUAAAAGUGACAACGUCCUCUUCACAGAUAGCAUAUACAUGUAUAAGAAUCAAUAUGGAUUUUGAACCUAGACAAUCGACGGGGAACAAACGCAAACGUUCUGGCGAGGAGGAAUGUGAAUUUGAAGAAAAGAAGCCAAAGCUUCAAUCUGACACAGAUCUAAAUGGUUCACUACAACCUUCAAUUUAUCAUGGAAAGGAAAUUUUCGUACAACAAGCAUUCAAAAUCCAGCCAAUCAUUAUCGAGUCCAAAUAUGAUGAUCAGCAAGAAAGAGGAAAUAAGGAGGACUUGGCUUCUGAUUGCAUUAGAGAAAGGGGUGAAUCUUUUGUCGAGUCCAAUCACAGUAAAGAAAUAUUAUCUAUUCCUGUAGAAAUAUUAUCCUUUGGAUCCGAAACUACUUCUUCGACAAACUUGACAGAUGUCAAAGAAGUCAAAGAUGGAAAUUGCAUUGAACAUGCAGAGGGUUCAAAAAAGAUUUACAUACCUAUAGAAGUAAGAAGCACGAACAACUUCGAGAGUGAAAAUAAAAUUCAAGCAAAAUCGCCAAAAUACAUAGAAAAGCAGUUUGGAAAUCUCUCAAAAGAAUCAAGCCCAAUUUUCUUGGAGAAGGAUUCAAACAUUUUUGACUCCAAAACUGAGAGUACAACUUCACUACAACUACAUCUACCAAAAAACAAAGAAGAUGAAGUUCUGAAUCAUCAAGGAGAGGCCAGUCAAGUAUCUGAAUGCGAUGAAAGGUCUUUGGAUUCCGGAAUACUGGGCGAAAGCGAGUCUUUAAAAAAUUACGACAGUUACAUUGAAAAAGAUGACGAUACAAACGUAAGCGAGCCAACGUUGAUUGUGAAAGAAAUAUUUAUCGAAGAAAAUGGACCAACUUCUCCAAGUCACAAUCAGACAGGAGGUAGCGAUGACGUCAUUGGGUCUUUAGAGAAAAAUGAUGACGAAACUAAAAACAGGAAUGACCCUGAUGAUAAGAAAGAAUCCGAAAAUUAUUUGUACAGGUUACUCCGACCUGCAGAGACUUAUAUCACUGGAAUCUUUCCCAAAAAUAUUCAUUCAAGUACAAGCCUUGAAGACCAUGUUAGUAGAGGGUCUAGUUGCAGUAUAGCGUCAAAGUUCAUCUCCUGUUCUAAGUCACUAGACAAGAUCAAAGAGUUUGCUAGAAUUAUUCGGAAAGGAUGGCGCCACGAGCUAAGGUACAUUGUCCGGAUUGACCGCACCCUAAUGGGAACCGAUGUUGAAGAAAUAGAUCUUACGGACACAAGCAUCCGAGAAACGCGUCUUACAAGUGAAAGAUCAAGAAGAAACUCCUUAAGAUUUGAAGAGAUUAUAUUGGUUCCAAAAGAAUGCAUACCUGCUGCAAGCGUUAAGAGGAUUGGUCAUGUGCAGAAUGGCUUUUUUCAUUUUGAUGAAUAA